UCUAUCUCUCUUUCUCUCUCAGCCUCCUUCAUUUCAUCACUGUCCUUGGGAAUAGAAGUCUUCCAGCAGCAUCCAGUGAGCAGGCCAGGAGCUGAGCUUUGCUGUGGGAUACUCAUCUACAUAGAGAUCUUAUAGCAGAGAUUGAAGAUGUCCUCCACUCCACUGGCCGAGGCAGAAGAGGAUGUGUUUGAUCUGACGGAGGCGGUUCCAGAGACCGAACUACUUGACAGCAGCCUACAGAAAGCCAAAGCACAACUGUCAAUCAAAACCAGGAGGCAUCGACCCUCCCGAACCCGUCUGAGAGACAGCGUGAGCUCAAUAGAUGGAGAUGACAACAUUGAUAGAAUGAGUUACGGUGGCUCCGUGCAGACCUCAUCUUCUCCAAUCCACCCUUCCUUUCGCUGCUCCUCCCCCUCUUCUGACCUGCUCCUUUCCUCCCCUUCCACACGGAGAGACCGAACCUUCACCUUUGACCCUUGCACUGUGGUUGGAGAAAGGGAAGCACAGGAUGAAAGACGGAGCUACAGGCACCUGUACACCUCCUCUCAAGAGGCUUUGCCCCUCACACCAUCUAAGUCUCCCUCCAGACCCUGCGUCCAUUCAGAGACAUCUUCCCCAGCCCAUCUUUGCCAGUCACGUGAGGGCAGCCAACCCCUUCUACACUAUGGAGAAUACUCACAGAGCGAAGACGACAGUCAUGACACAGGCCCUGAUGAACCUGAUAGUCCAACAGUGCUUCUGGACAAGAAAACCAGGCGACGUUUUCUUGAUCUGGGGGUCACUUUACGUCGCACAUAUGGAAAGGUCAGGAAAGACAGAUCCAACAGACUGUCAGCAGGAAAUCGGGAUUCAGAGAGGACAGAGAACCGAUCCUUGCGUUCUUCUGGUCCACCAUUUGUGCCUUUCUCUUGGUUAAGUGAAAGAAUACGAGGUUCGGGCUCCCCCAAGAACAACCAGUCCCCAUCCAGACCUUUCACCCAGGGCUCCAGUACUGAUGAGGACUUUGAUUCUUCAGUGGGUUUACUAGAAGACUGCAGACCCUGCAAGACUGAGUCAUCACAACCCUAUCAGACCCUCCCUGAGCAUUCAGAUGGGAAUGACUGUGACAGCAGUCGUGGCACAGAUUUCAGUUUUAAGAGGAAAAUGCUUUCUGCUGCUGGUAAAGAUAGGACGGAGCGACAGAAUGGUGUUCAUGGAAAACGGGACAGCGGGAAAAAUGGACAGGGUGAAGAUGGACAAAAAUUAUUGACCACUUGAUGGCGUUUCUGAAAGACUGAAUACAGUACGCUGCAGGUGCCAUUAUUAAUGUCAAACAUUGCGAUGGCUUUCACAAUGUAUUACUGAUGGAUAUAGUAAUAAAGGUGACUUGCAAAAUUUGUUCAUUUACAUAUAUUAUUGAAAAAAAAUGAUUCAUGAACAUGUGUGCAAUGUGUCUAAAUGUGAAAAUUAUUGUGUACGAAUGUACAUUGUUUUGUAAUUUAUUUGUAAUUUAUUGAACAUUAAUAAGAUGUCUUCAGCAUGUUUGUCAUGAAAACAUUCACAUAAAGAAUAAUUCUGACAUAUUAUUUAGAAGAAAAAAAAAAUGAGUUCAAAAUGUGCUUAAUCUGGAUUAUGGAUAACAACAGGUCCAUGAAGUUAAAAACGUUUCAAAACCAGGCUCAAGCCAGUUUGAUGACUUAAAUACACUUGACAAAAUGAAUGACAAAUUAGCAUAAUAACUCAUAUUCAUCAGAAUAUGUGGGCAUUUAUAUCUGACCUGUAUCAUUAAAUCUGUCAUUACAGAGAGAUUAGUUGAGGGGUGUUCUGGGAUGAAGACUAUGGCACGAGGAUGAAAGCAGUGUAUGGAGUGUUGUGGAAUUGUAGAAGAAGAAAAAAAUCUAUGUCAUAAAUGUGAUUUUACAGCUUUAGGCAGAACCUGGAUGAGCAAUAAGAACUUAUUCCACCCAAAGGGAUGCUGCUUUUGAAUCUAUGGGCUGACAUAUAUAGUAGCUACUGUAGUCCCGAACGAAUCACCCGAAGAGUGCUUUUAGUGAAUCAGAAUGAUUUAGCACGGCAAGUGUAACAUUACCUUAAAAAUUAUAAUUUGUCCAUCAUCGAUCUCCUGUUCCUCCUCACCCGCUGAGACAUUCGAAUCCGACAUCAAGACUCAAUAGCAAUAUCAGAAUUCUGUCAGAUUUAGCUCUACCUUUUCUGUAAAACUGAGACAAACACCGACUCUUAAAAUGUGUAUUUUUAUAUCAAAUAAAACCUCAGUGUAAAAUGAA
Molecule: messenger RNA, 2264 nt
Organism: Carassius auratus (goldfish)
Lineage: Eukaryota; Metazoa; Chordata; Actinopteri; Cypriniformes; Cyprinidae
Product: sterile alpha motif domain-containing protein 14-like
Exons: 11
Coding region: 148-1257 (369 amino acids)
Biological process (GO): calcium-mediated signaling; neuron projection development; actin filament organization
Cellular component (GO): dendrite; cytoplasm; actin cytoskeleton
Molecular function (GO): actin filament binding
Source: RefSeq, a predicted model, not a curated record